CUCUCUUCACACUCACCUCUUCGUCUUUCCUCUGUUUUCUACCACUCUCUCUCUUCCCUAUGCAUUUAAACGGUGAAGAACAGAGCAAAGAGACUUUAGUCUCUUGUUAAAGUUUUUUUUUCUUUGUGGGAGGUGGGUUUUGUUUCUUAAGGUCUCUAGUUUCAAAAGCUGUCUCCUUUUCUCGAAUGGAAGAAGAGAGACACAGUUUACAAAGUAACAAGAUGCAGACCCCUAAAACAGAGGAGGGGGGUGAGUGGAGGAGGAAGAAGUGGCCGUGUAUGAAAGCUGCUCAGUUACAAGAGUUUAGAAUGCAAGCUUUGGUUUAUAGAUACAUAGAAGCUGGUGUUCGCGUGCCGAAUCAUCUUGUGGUGCCUAUUUGGAAUAGUCUUGCUCUCUCUUCUUCUUCCUCCUCCUCCAGUUACCUUAUCCACCACAACUAUCCCUCCUCUUCCAAUGCAGUGUUGAAUGAUAAGGUGGAUCCUGAACCCACAAGGUGCAGGAGAACAGAUGGGAAGAAAUGGCGGUGUAGCAACAAGGUCCUUCUGUUUCAGAAGUACUGUGAACGGCACAUGCAUAGAGGCCGUAAACGUUCAAGAAAGCUUGUGGAAUCUUCUUCUUAUGAUGUUGCUUUGUCCUCUGCUUCAACCAAACGAGACAACACUGAUGGUCUGAACAGUAGCACUGAGAGUCAUAGUGUUUCUCAUGGGGCAGUGUCAGUUUCUAGUAAUGCUCAGGUUGUCACCAUUGCUUCACUGCCUAGUGCAAGAGUCUGUGAUAACACCCCUCGUCCAUCUCUAGUGGUCACCGAGUCCACAAACAGAAGUGUGAGAAGGAGGAUCACGGACAUGAGUUAUGAUGACUUCAUCAAACAAAGAGGUGCGACUACGUGUGUUAGAGGGUUUCCCGUUCAAGGUUCUGAGAGGUUACCUUCUGUUCAAAAGUUCUUUCCUGAGGCAUCUGAUAACUCCUCAGAAGCUGCAAAAUUCUCAAGCAACAGGAAGAAUGAGAUCAUUGCAAGAAGCAGAGAAUGGAAGAACAUGAAUGUUAAUUGUGGUGGCUUGUUUCCUGGCAUCCACUUUUCUCCAGACACUGUUCUUCAAGAUCGUGGUGGGUUUGGUUUACACAGAGUUGAAACAGACAACGAACCAGGAAGGUGCAGAAGAACAGAUGGGAAGAAGUGGAGAUGCAGCAAAGAUGUGUUGUCUGGUCAGAAGUAUUGCGAUAGGCACAUGCAUAGAGGUAGUAUUAAGAAGAAGCAUCCAGUGGAAACUACUCCCACACAUGAGAAUGCUGGUAUUAUCCGGGUAGCAGUGAGACCAGAUGAUAGAUCUGUGUCUCUCCAAGAUGGAGAUGGCCAGAAGCUCCCUGUUUCAGUCCUGGCAAGAGAGCAGCUGUCCCGAGUUUCAGAUGAAAAGAGCACUAAUAGUUGCAGUACCGACACCACAAUCACUGACAUAGCUUUGAAGGGUGAAGAAGACAGUGAGGAGGUCUUGUCAUUGUGUUCUUCAGGUGUUUAAAAACCAUAGAAAAGUUGUUCGAGGUUCUAAUGUUUUUUAGUUUCUAUCUAUGGAUCCUACUUAUUAAUCUGUGUUACAAAGUUAGAACAAGUCUGAUCACAGGAGAAUAUUUAAGACACAAAUUUCAUUUAAUAGAUUAUAUUGUGCUG
Brassica oleracea var. oleracea is the source of this 1666-nucleotide messenger RNA. Its product is annotated as growth-regulating factor 9. NCBI's taxonomy places the organism in Eukaryota, Viridiplantae, Streptophyta, Magnoliopsida, Brassicales, Brassicaceae. The coding region runs from base 186 to 1517 and encodes 443 amino acids. The transcript has 4 exons. Gene Ontology annotation, biological process: developmental process; DNA-templated transcription; regulation of DNA-templated transcription. Gene Ontology annotation, cellular component: nucleus. The record is from RefSeq and is a predicted model, not a curated record. Gene Ontology annotation, molecular function: ATP binding.